Nerophis lumbriciformis (worm pipefish) is the source of this 2186-nucleotide messenger RNA. It is a transcript of the gene irf5, whose product is annotated as interferon regulatory factor 5. Gene Ontology annotation, molecular function: DNA-binding transcription factor activity, RNA polymerase II-specific; protein binding; RNA polymerase II cis-regulatory region sequence-specific DNA binding. Gene Ontology annotation, cellular component: nucleus. NCBI's taxonomy places the organism in Eukaryota, Metazoa, Chordata, Actinopteri, Syngnathiformes, Syngnathidae. The record is from RefSeq and is a predicted model, not a curated record. Gene Ontology annotation, biological process: immune system process; regulation of transcription by RNA polymerase II.
CUCUUUUCUCUGGUUAGUUUGUGGGACGCGAGAGAGGAGCUCGUUUCAACCAAAGACCGGGAGCAGCAUUAGCUACUGACCCGCAUCCUGGGAGUGCAAGCAUGAACAUGCAACCUCGAAGAGUCCGCCUGAAACCGUGGCUUCUGGCUCAAGUGGACAGCAGCCGAUUCCCCGGUCUUCAUUGGCUGAACGCCGAGCGCCGACUUUUCCAGAUCCCGUGGAAACAUGCGACACGUCACACGCCAACAUGUGAAGAUGAUAACACCGUCUUCAAGGCGUGGGCUCUUGAAACAGGAAAAUUCCAGGAAGGCGUGGACGAACCGGACCCAGCCAAGUGGAAAGCCAACCUUCGUUGUGCGCUGAAUAAAAGUCGAGAGUUUCAACUCAAGUUUGAUGGCACCAAAGAGAUGCCAGUCGAAGCCUAUAAAAUUUAUGAAGUUGUUAGCACGGAUGCCACAGCAGAUGACGAUGAGAUACCAAAUCUGACAGAGCUGACAAUAAAUCCCAGGAUCGGUGACUCUGGCUCUUUCACGUCACUUCCACCUCCCCCCAGUGAUGUGAGCCAGUUUUGUGCCUCCACCAGCGAAACAUUUGCGCAUUCUCAUCCACUAACCUCUGAGCCAAUGUUAGAUGGGAUGAACUUAGAUCACACCCCGAAUGAGGCGUGUGCUGUGGUCCAGGGUCAUGUCGUAGACCCUCCAAACCUGCUCAGCAGCAUUCCAUUAACUGAUCUGGAUCUUAAGUUCCAAUACCGCGGCCGGGCAAUGGGUUCUCUGACUGUCAGUAACCCUCAAGGCUGCCGGCUGUACUAUGGACAACUAGAGCCCAACCCAGAGCAGGUGGAACUGUUUGGACCCGUCACCCUACAACAGGUCCGGUUUCCGGGAACUUCUGAGAUCUUGAGUCAGAAGCAACGGGAGUUCACAGAAGCCCUCCUGAACGUGAUGGAUCGGGGCCUGAUCCUAGAAAUCUGGGAGCAGGACAUCUACGCUUUACGCCUCUGUCAGUGUAAGGUGUUCUGGUCUGGACCAGGUGUGCCUGAUCAGGGCCAACCCAAUCGGUUAGAGAGGGAGAGGAGAGUCAGGGUUUUCAGCCUCAACGACUUCCUGCAAGGACUGAUCUUAUACCAGAAGGGUGAAGUUCCGAAUGCCCCCCCUUUUGAGAUCUGCUUCUGCUUUGGGGAGGACUGGCCUGACAUGAGACCCAAAGAGAAGAAACUCAUUGUUGUUCAGGUGGUUCCUGUAGUGGCUCGGAUUCUAACAGAAAUGUUCUCCGGAGAGCAGAGCUGGUCCAUUGACAGUAUCCGACUGCAGAUCUCAAUCCCAGAUGUGAAGGACCAGACAGUGGAGCAGUUUAAAGAGCUUCAGAGACUCCUCCAGAGUCAACAUGUCCACGCGCACUGGACUGACACUGUUCCCUAAAAAACAUCCAAAGCCCUAAGAACUGGUCCCGGGGAAUCAGGUGCUUAAGGCAUGACUUAGAAAACCCCAAUCGCCCAAGACAGUUUUAGCUCAACUGUAUUAUGCUAAUGUUUGUACUAAUAUUGAUUAUCAAAGUUUGGUCCAAAUAUGAAGGUUUGUUGGCGUUUGUCCUAAAAAUUUUCAUGAUGCUUUAAUAUGUUAACCUAUGUUUUUGCCUGCAUUCAAAGACUUAAAACAUACAUUUUUUACAGGUUUUGCUCAAUGGCGCUUUUCUGUUAGUUUUGUGUUCAUGUUGUGCAUGUUGUAGUGCCCUCCCUCUGUGUGUUUUGCUAAUUUAAUGAGUGGUAGCUAUGCCAGGUGUAUGAGAAUAUUUCAGUAACUAUAAAUUGUAUGAUGUACAACCAGUAAUUCCAAAUAUUCCAAAAUGUACGAUCAUUUGACUUUUUAGCUUUUAGCAAACAUUGCACCCUGCACGCCACCUGAUGUUGUGCAUUGUCUUUGAAACCAGGUGGGGGCGAUGUUCUGCCAGUGACAGCUUAUAUUGAAGGUCAAACUGCAUUAGUGUUUCUUAACCAUUGUUGGGCAGCAAGCAGCCCCUUGAGGCGAUCAAAUGUGGUCCGUAUGGGCCGCAGUGGUACUCAGCUGUGAUACACUUUUCCACCAAUUGUGGCAGUAAUGACAGUAUCAAAUAAUCAGAAGAAGUCUGGAGCUAAAGUCACAACAUUUUCAUAAGCACAAAAAAUAUGAUUAAAGUUAUGAAGCUAC